Messenger RNA from Bipolaris victoriae FI3, 1419 nucleotides. RefSeq lists its product as hypothetical. Lineage: Eukaryota; Fungi; Ascomycota; Dothideomycetes; Pleosporales; Pleosporaceae. Gene Ontology annotation, biological process: lipid metabolic process. The record is from RefSeq and is a predicted model, not a curated record. The coding region runs from base 1 to 1419 and encodes 472 amino acids. The transcript has a single exon. Gene Ontology annotation, molecular function: phosphoric diester hydrolase activity.
AUGCCAUCUAAAGGAGUCAAAUGCUUUGCAUACAUUGCGGUCGAUGGAGUCGAGAUUGAAUACACCGUUCCAAAACGAAGCGCCAGGCGAAGUGAACAACGCGAGUUUCUCUUUGACCACCUAGAAAUCGAGUCAUCCAACCUCCCCCGUUUUAAAUUCACUGGAAACUUUGAAUUCAUUGUCCGCCGCGACGGUCGGGAACUGACGAAGCAAUGGGUCGCAGUAAACAGCAUGACAGGCAAAGUCGAAGACGGCACAAUGGUCAACAUGGAGCAAACACCGGCCCUAUUCCCAGAAGACGUCGUGAUAACCUACGGCUUCUACGACGCCGGACCGGGACUCGCAGAACUACCAAAACAACACCAAUGCUAUGUAACUGUAACACCCAACUAUGAAAACUGGAUGCGCGACAAGAUCCCCCAGGACUCUGAUCUUGCCAACCGCCCCUUCCACAAGAUGGUCCUACCCUCAGCCCACGAUAUUGGCAUGAACAACAUGUCAUCCAGCUUGUCUCUGAUCAAAAACGCUGGCACAGGCCUCAUUCGCGAAGUCCUCGGCCGCUCCCUCCCGCGCGCCUUAUCUAUCCUCAACAAAGUCAGCGACGGAGCCAUCAACCACAUCGCGCCCAACAUCAUCCGCGCGCUCGCCAUAACCCAGAAGGACACCCUCGACUCUAUCCUGAAAAUCGGCGCCCGAUACUUUGAAUUCCGCCCCGCAAAAUGCCACCGCCAGCUCCACUCUCUCAGCUCCCUAGACGACACUUUAUACUUCCAGCACGGCGCUAUACCAGGGAUGCCCUACCGCGUCCUCCUCGACCACAUCACCCGCUUCCUCGCCUCGCACCCCGACGAAAUAAUAAUCAUCCACAACCGCUGGGACGGCGUCCCAGACGCCUGCCCGCGACCCAACCCUCAGGAACUCCACGCAAUCCUAUCCCCCCUUUUAUCCGACAAAAACCUCCAAAUAGGCUCUCAAGACGAUAUGCAAAACUCCUCCAUUCACGACCUGCGCGAACAGCACAAACGCCUAAUCAUUCUCUCCGACUUGCCCCAAUACUCAAACUACGACGACGACGCAAAUGCAACACUAACUGGCGAUUCCAUGCUCGAUCGCUUACAUAACAUGUGCGAAAACCCGGAUACAGAGAAUAGAGCGCCCGUCACGCUGCUGCAAUGUCAGGCUACAGCUACCAACAUCAGAGAUGUAAUCGUCGCGACGGUCCUGGAUAGCGAUGUUAGUACCAGUCCCAUUCUCGCUACGAAACCCGUGUGCGAUGCCAAGAUUCUGCCCUUGUUGAAGGGGGAUGUGGGGAGGAAAUUGGUGCGCGAGAGGGAAGGGGUUGUUGUUUUUUUGAAUGAUUUUUUUGAUGGGGCCACGGCGGAUGUGGCGGUUGGGGCUUGUGUGGAGAGGUUGGGGUGA